Messenger RNA from Cladophialophora immunda, 1128 nucleotides. RefSeq lists its product as uncharacterized. Bases 1 to 1128 code for a protein of 375 amino acids. The record is from RefSeq and is a predicted model, not a curated record. NCBI's taxonomy places the organism in Eukaryota, Fungi, Ascomycota, Eurotiomycetes, Chaetothyriales, Herpotrichiellaceae. The transcript is spliced from 2 exons.
AUGUCGCUGGUUGUCAUGUUCGACCCUCCCAGGACUAGUUUCUCUUCAUCGGGACAAAAACAUAACAUGUGCAGCGACAAAACACCUCUCAGACACAGGCCCAUGCCUGGGUUGAAGCUACAGAUCUUCGAGGCGCUCUUUGGGACACAGGUCUCUCCAAGCAAUCUUCGUUAUCUCGGAGACUAUUUUGCGUUCUAUGUCGAAGAGAUUGGACUUCUGGGCAUCGGAAUCGGAACUCAGGCACGGCAAGCCGCUCGAGUUGCUGCCACGACGCAUGAAGACAUCAUGCAAAUUGCAAGGGCGAUCCGAGUUCACGCCGACGGCACCAGGCAAGAUUUGCAACGAGUGCUUCGAGGCAACUUCGCCGACAAGAGCGAGAAUGAGAUUGAGAAUGCGAUAAAUCUCGGCAUCCGCUUGUGCCUUUUGGUGAAUGUACGGGACAAGAGCCUCUCAUCACUGCGGUCUAGCACCCCUUGUGUGGUCUGGGCGGCGGACGUCCCGUUGAAACAGUUUCUGACCAGCCUAUUCCCGGUCCCACGCUACACGAGACUCACCGCAAAGGAGAGUAGACUAGAUCCCAAGUUCACCGCGACCAACAUGGUGAGAAUUUGCGGAUUGCGGAUUCGAUGGACGACCAGCCUAGAAGACCAUUUGUCUCUGGACAGAAGGACGAAGACGCUUUCCAUCUUCCCGCACAAGUUCGUCCUGCAAGCCAUGCUUGGGAUUGGCUCCGGUAGCAAACAACACCCAGUCCCUCUUCCGCAUUCCAUGCUGGCAGAGACAAUCUUGACGCUCGACCUGUUGUUUCCACCGUGGGAUCGAGACACGGAAGUCUUCCUCGAGGCGCAGGGACAGGCGUUCCAUCAAAUUGGAGAAUUCGACGCCCAUCGGACGCUCAACCUGUGGGAUUUUGUGCAUUGGCGAGACCGCGUCCUCGAGUUGUACGAAGAAGUCUUUCAGUCCCCGCCGGUGAGCUGGGCGCAGCUGUGGCGCGACAGGCGGAACCCUCAGCAAUUCUGGACGUUCUGGAUUGCACUUUUCAUCCUGGGCCUUACCAUCGUAUCCUGUGUCGCGACGAUGGUGCAAACAUGGGCCGCUGUGAAGGCGAUAGGACGACAAAGGUCUUGA